This is a messenger RNA of Stomoxys calcitrans (stable fly), 3189 nucleotides long. It is a transcript of the gene Mms19, whose product is annotated as MMS19 nucleotide excision repair protein. Gene Ontology annotation, cellular component: cytosolic [4Fe-4S] assembly targeting complex. NCBI's taxonomy places the organism in Eukaryota, Metazoa, Arthropoda, Insecta, Diptera, Muscidae. The transcript has 7 exons. The record is from RefSeq and is a predicted model, not a curated record. Bases 143 to 3025 code for a protein of 960 amino acids. Gene Ontology annotation, biological process: iron-sulfur cluster assembly.
CAGUAAGAAGAAGAUUAUUGUGAUUGUCCUUUCAUCGCGUGCAUUGACCACGAAAUCCAUUCUUUGUUCAAUUUAUUAUAAAAUAGCAAGUUCAGACGAUUGUUCAUUUCAAUUGUACAUAUCGAGGAAAAGCUGUGAAACAAUGGUUCCUUUGACACAGGCUUCCCUUGAGGAGGCUUUGAGCAGUGAUGUAUCUAUUAAACAAAGUGCGGAACAAAUAUCUAAAGAUAUUGAGACUAGAAAGUAUGAUGUUGUGAGCUUAUGCGAAAGCUUACACUUUGCGUUGACCUCUAGCAGUGUGGAACAGCGUGUCCAGGGGACUCUUUUAUAUUCGCGAGUUUUAUGUCAGCUGCCUAAGGAUUAUCUGAAUGGCGAGCAAUUAGAGGUACUGGCUAAUUUCUAUGCUGCGCGUUUGAAAGAUCAUCAUAAUGUAAUACCGGCAAUAAUAGAAGGAAUUGAUGCUCUCGUCCAUAUGAAAAAUUUCCCCGGAAAAUGUGUGGUUACUCUCUUGCAGAAUUUCUUCCUGAAUACAACGUGCCAAUCACAAUUACGUAGCGAUCGUUACCGUUUAUUUCAGAUUUUUAAAUACUUGUCGGAAACCUACGUAGACGAUUUAAAGGCAAUGUCAGGUGAUUUUAUAUAUGGCAUUGUCAGCUCCAUCGAUGGCGAAAGAGAUCCCCGAAAUUUAGACUUCAUAUUCUCAUUUAUGCCGCACUUUAUAUCCACCUAUCCGUUGUUGCAUUUAAGUGAAGAGAUGUUUGAAGUAUUUGCCUGCUAUUUCCCCAUUGAUUUUAAUCCAACCAAAAAUGAUCCGGAUACAAUAACCAGAGAAAAUUUGUCCAGAAAGCUUACUCAGUGUUUAAUUGCUUCACAGGAUUUUGUUGAAUGGACUGUAGCGUUGGCCUUAGAGAAGUUAGAAAGUGAUUUGGUGGUGGCAAAAUGUGAUUCAUUGGUGUUACUGUAUGAAGCAGCCCUCAAAUUCUCAUGUGAAAGUUUGGAACCACAUUUUGACCAAAUAUGGACAUCAUUGAAGGUAGACAUAUUUCCUGGCUCUGAUAAUGCUGAGGUCACAUCACAAGGUUUGCGAACUUUGCGUGCUAUUUUGGAACAACCAACGUCGCAAUCGAAAACACAUAUAAGUCACAACUAUCAAACAAUAAUACUGGGUACUAUUUUACCCCACUUAAGCGAUGUAAACCAUCGCCUGUUCAAUCCUGCAUCUCUAAUAGCUUUAGUAUGUGUCGCUGGCGAUCCUGUGUUUGCAAGUGAAAAAACUCUUAAUGCAUUCCUAAUUAAACUCAGGGAGCAACCUGCCAACCUAACCGACGAUGAAUGCAUACGCAUUUACAACAUUAUUGCACAGAUAUUCAAUAUUAUUUCCCUGAAGGGUGAAGUUGUGUACAAAGCUAUAGACACAGAUAUAUGUUCCCAAUUACAUGAGCAUAUGAUAGCAAACUUGCGCAAGGUGGAGACGGAUAGCGAAAGCGUCAAUAACGACUUGCUAAGGGUCAGUCUGUCAGUUCUUAUUGAAUGUGCCCCCAUGAUAAGUGAAGCAAACAGAGUCCUAAUUUACAAAGCAUUGAUGGCUCUGCUAAUUGAUGAUAAAAUCGAUUUGGAGCAAACACAACCGUUAGUAGAGCGAUUAGGAGCACUACAUCCCAUUGAGCUGCAGUCCAAUUGCAUUGAUGGUUGCCUACGCAACUUUAGAAUAUUUUCAAACUUUGUCAAGCAAAAAAUCCUUACAAACUUGUUGCCAUUGGUUCGGCAAAUAGCCUUUACCGAACGUAUAAUGAAUCUACUGUAUGAACAGAUAUUUGGAAGUGAUGUAUCAAAUGAUGUGAGACUUUUGUCUUUGGAGGCCCUCAAUCGUUUGCUGAAGAUCGAAGAUGAGCGUUUUAUUGUGGACCUUCAACACAAUAGUGAACUAAUUGAAAAGCUCGUAACUUUGGCACAAAGUAAUAAAAACUUGAAUUCUGCCACAUUAGCACAGAUAUCGUACGCUCUGAAUGCCAUUAUACAGACACUGCCCGUAUCGGAACAAUAUAUUGUUGCAACACAAUACCUAUAUAAGUUGAAUUUAAGACUCGAGACCGAUUUGUAUGUUGCACAGGGGCUGCUGGGUUUUUUGAACAAAGACAUAAGUCUCGACGACCAUUUCGAACGUUUAAUGGACGAGCUUACGCAGCUGUCUCUACAGUCGGACAACGAAGAGGUGCGGCAAGUGGCACAUCAUUUGCUAUGUAGCUUGGUGAAUAAAAUCGAAUACAAUGACACUAAUCGUGGCAUCAUAAAACGUACCAUUGUUAAAUUGAAAGACUACAUCAAAAAGGGGAACAAGAAAGCCGUAGAAGCAUUGUCAUGGAUGGCCAAGGGUCUAGUUAUGCGCGGCUGUGAUGAAGCAGGAGAAAUUGUUGAAGCGCUCUCUGAACUCUUAGAUCACCCUUCCUUGUCGACAGUUGCUGCCUUGGCUUUUGACAUAAUAGCUGCCGAAUAUCCUCAAUUGCAUUUACCAAAAGUGAAAUUUUUAUUUCAACAAAAGUUCUUCCAUUUAAUGCUGUCAAAACUUGGUCAGAAAUUGGAAUCAUAUUGCGAACAUCACUUAGUGGCAUUUGUCUAUGUUCUUAAAACAACGCCGCAUGCCGUAUUGAAAAUGAAUAUAGCGAAGAUUGGCCCAAUCAUCUUUAAAUGUCUGGAAGCCGACAAUAUACAUACACAGAGUAUAUCGUUAAAGAUUUGUGAGAAUUUUGUCAAACACCAGGAUGAAUAUUUCCGCGGACAUUUAAGUCAUCUAAUACCAGCCUGCCUCAAGUUAACCACAUGCAUGCAUUCUAUGAAAGUACGCAUUUCAGCUUUAAAUUUGCUGCAGGACAUUACAAAGUAUGCCACUUUUGUACUGUUGCCGUAUAAAUUCGAUGUUGUUUUGGAGCUUGCUUCUGCCCUGGAUGAUCCCAAACGUUUGGUGCGAAACGCUGCGGUACAGGCCCGAAAUGCCUGGUAUAUGGUAGGAGCACCAUCGGGAGACUAAAUGAGCGCACAUACUAUGUGUCCAUUAGCCGUACAAUGUUGAUCGUUUUUAACAGAAAUUUAGUUAUUUAAGAUAGAUAUUUUUGUAUGUUCUAUGUAUAAAGGAAUUUCUUUGAACAAUUGUUUAAAUUUUAUAAGAAAAAAUAAAAACAAACAGGGAAAUCA